UUAAUAUAAAUUAUAUGUUUACCUCCACCAUCGUCUGUCAGGUGCGCAUGCGCAGUAGGACGCCGCUGGCUUUAAGCAGAAAUUAUGGCCGUCGCGAUGCAGACGGAGGAUUUUCCUUAUUUACCUUCGGGGCUGGCUGAGGUAAAUAAGAUGAUAAAGGAGCACGGUGACCUGUUUUCUGACACUCAGUGUAAAAUCUGCAGUGCUGUCCUCAAUUCUGAGUCCCAGAAGUUGACUCAUUAUCAGAGCAAGAAACAUGCCAACAAAGUGCGCCGUUAUCUUUCCAUCCAAAACGAUAAGGAGCCAGCGCUGAAAAUAUUCAAGUCGUCAGCAUCUGACACUCAGGACUGUAACAAUGGAGACACAGACCGGUCGAAGGUGUGUCAUGUAUGUAACAUGACCUUCUCCUCUCCAGUGGAGGCCGAGUCGCACUACAAUGGCAAAGUUCACACCAAGAACCUGAGGCUGAAAACCAUCGGCCCCCAGAACCCAGUCCCCUCCCUAACACCAGCAACAGUCCAGCCGAAGAAGAAACCUGCAGAAGAUUCGAGCAGCGUGCCGGUGACGGGUGUCGGUAACAAUAACAACAACAACAAUGACAACAACAACCCAGACCGCUUCUGCUCCAUCUGCCAGGCCUCCUUCAACAACCCGCUCAUGGCCCAGCAGCACUACGUUGGCAAGAAGCACAGGAAACAGAUGACCAAGCUGAAACUGAUGGAGACGUACGGGCCCUCCACGGCACCAGCUUCCACGCUAAAGGGCUACCCAUGCACAGUGUGCAGCAUUGAGCUGAACUCUGUGGCGCAGUACCAGUCUCACAUCAGUGGCGCCAAACAUAAGAACCAAGUGAAGAAGUCAGGCCUGAACCCUGCAGAGAACCAGGAGCCAGCAGAACAAUUUGAGGGCGAGGUCCAGUACGCCGACGGAGAAACCCAGUUCACAGCGGCGGACGACCAGUACCCUCCCACAGAAGACACAGAGUAUGCUGCGGAGGACACCCAGUACGCUCCCGAGGACACGGAGUACUCGGAGGAGUGCCAGUUUACUUGAGUUUUGGAGAGGAUCCAGUCAGGACUUGAUGACACACAACAACCAGCCCCCUUUAACACAUUAACGUCAACCUCCAUGGAGUUUCUCUUCCAGAUCCUCAUCUCGUUAAGUUGAUUUCCAUGGAACAGAGUGACCCCGGCCCUGGAAAAUGGUAUUUUAUCAUUUUGGGUUCCCGACUAAAAGCGUUUCCUUCUCUAAUCAAAGCUUUCGAUGUGUGGAAAGGUGGAAGGAUGGUAAGCAGCUAAACCCUUCAGCAUGUGAUCGUGGGUCCAGCAGCCGUCAUUUGUACCCAGAACCUCGAUAAAGAUUGUCUUCUUCUCUUUCAGACGAGAACAGACUGAAAAACAUCCUCUGUGUGAGUGUACACUAGGGCUUGGUAUCCUGUGAAACUUUAGAAAAUACAUGUCUUUCUACAAUUAUCCUUAUUCACGUCAAAAAACAUGUUUUUAAUGAGUAAUUAUGAAUAAAUUACAAGACAAGAGAACAAAACACACUCUUAAAACGUGAAAAUUCCAAUUUAAAUGACUUAAUAUUGUAAGGAAAUGCCAGCGCGUUAUACUCUGUGACAUAGAGGUUAAAUAAAAGGGUGAAACCCAGCCUUAGUGAACAAAUUAGGGAUGUUUGUUAUCAAAGAUUGGAUAUUCUCAUUACUCAUAUUUACCUAAAUGUUGAUAGAAUGAUAUAAUUAUAAUCUGACACUUAAAAAUACCAUCUGUAGACUGGUACAUUUGAUUUUGAGCUAGCUUUUUGACUUGUAUUGUUUAAAUGAAAGUAUAACAGGAGACUUGAAAUUGAUGUGAUGAACAGCAGCAUGGUAUGUAAAUGAUCAGAUUGUUAUUGGCUUUUUUUCUCGCCAUUAUCCAUUAGUUUUAAAUAACAAUCAAUUUAUAGGAUCAACGUGGGAGACGUGUCAUCAAAGGAAUAACCUGACUAACAUCUAACCAGUACUAACGAGUAGCAGAGCCACAUGUAAGCAAUGAUUUAAAGCCAAGCUGCUUCAGGUUCCUAAAUCUCAUUUAUUUCUGGAUAUAGUUGGUUUGCAUCUCCAGUGAAUGUAUUCAAACACCUUUUUCCUCCGCUUUCUGUACGUUUGAUUAUUUCUGAAGCAGGUUUUGAAGACAUUGGAAAAGGGAAAGUUUAUUCAAACGUUUGCACGGCAGGAUGAGUCACUGUAGCCAGUUUUAAAUAACUUUCUCUUGAGAAACUUGAUCUAGUUUGUCAAAAACUGAUAUUUGUUGGACUGUAUGAUAACAGUUCGGUAUCUAUAUCCUGUUUAUUUUGAAGUUCAAAGCCAAAAUAAGCUUUCAUUGACAUGUUGCUGCCUGUUCUGUUUUAAACCAUCGAGUACCGGAUUGUGAAGUGUGGUUUUUGAUUUUUCUGGACAAAGUUGGUAUGUCCGCCCAGAAUCCCUUUUUGUUUACCUCGUGUUGGCUGAGUUUUUACAGAAAACCGACAAACUUAUCAAAUUGAUUAAGAUAUAUUUUGAUUUCCCUGUCAUGCGUUGAAUACCUUGCUAAAGAAAGGAUUUUUUUUUUUAUCGUACACUUUAAAUGAUAUUGUGAGAAUGUAAAUCUGUACAGGAAGCUCAUCAUCAAUGCUGCUAAAAGGCUCGUUGUUCUCUCCUAAAUGUGUUCCUCUACUGCUUCAAACCUACCAGAAUUUACGCCUUUUGUAUAGGGGUUGAUGUCAUUUUAUACAGUUUGAGUUUAAAGGAGUAGAGAAAUGAAAGGGACUUUGUUGAAGAUCAUGAAUUUAUCCUCGUUAUUUAAACUGAAUCUCUAAAAGCCGUGAGCUAAAAUAUGACAUUUUGUACCGUUGACUUUUGGUGUGGUGACAGAUUUUUAGAUACCUUCUGAUGGCCGAUAGAGCUCUGUAACUACUGUCAAUAGCAGAGAUAUACUUCAGAUUUUCGAGAGUGAUGUCAAUUUAGAAAGUGAUGUCAACAUAGGAAUAACAUUUGUUUUGUUCUCAUACAAGAUGAUCGGUUGAAUAGUUUAGUAUUGAAUGUCUUCAAGGGAAUCUUUCUUUGGACGUAUUUUUCUUCAGAGCGGGUCACACAUUCUGUAUAGUAGCUACAUGGUAAAAGACAAAUGGCCUUUUUCUGUUUUCCCGUGUUUAUGUGUUGUUUAAAUGUUUUGUGGUCAAACAUUUGAGUUCAAUAUAAGUUGUGUAUAACUGAGGCGACACAUGCAGCAAAGAUGUGCAUAAAGCAAAGAAAUGUUUUAAGAGACUUGCUUUGAUUGGUUCUUUUUAUUAUCCUUCAUACAUUAAAAAUAAAACAUUUAAGAAAUA
Molecule: messenger RNA, 3345 nt
Organism: Eleginops maclovinus (Patagonian blennie)
Lineage: Eukaryota; Metazoa; Chordata; Actinopteri; Perciformes; Eleginopidae
Gene: znf346
Product: zinc finger protein 346
Exons: 7
Coding region: 85-1053 (322 amino acids)
Molecular function (GO): nucleic acid binding; zinc ion binding
Source: RefSeq, a predicted model, not a curated record